AUGAGGCUCCCAGGAAGAGCCGAUCUAGAGGAGGAGUCAGAGGACCUGGGACGGGCGGGAGCGGCGGCGGCGGCGGCGGCGGCGGCGGCGGCGGCUGACAGUGAGCGCGCGCGUCCACGGGGGUCUGCAGAAAGCGGCGGCGGCGGCGGAGGAAGCCGGGGGUGGGAUCGGGGUCGUCUCACGGUGGCAGACAUGGACUUACCUUGCGAUUGUACCUCGGAAACGCCAGCUCCGGAGCAGCCCUCGGGGAAGAUCAACAAAGCAGCUUUCAAAUUAUUCAAGAAGAGGAAGACGGGGAGCACCCUGCCUAGCAUUUUUGGGGUCAAACACAAAGGGGAUGGGAAAAGCUCGGGCCCGGCGGGGAUGGUGAAGAGCCGGACGCACGACGGCUUAGCCGAGGCGGUGUCGGUGCUGGAGAGCGGCCGGAAGGAGGAGGAGGCGGCCCGCGAGGAUGGGGCGGCGGGCCGGGGCCGGGCCAGCCUGGGGGCCCCCAAAGCCCCCGAGGGGCGCGGCGGGAGCUCCCCGGCCAACCACCACAGCGCCGUGGCCAAGUCGCACAGCUUCUUUUCCCUUUUGAAAAAGAACGGCGGCGGCAGGCCGGACAGCGGCCGGGGAGGCGAGCCCUCGGACGCGGGCAAGGCUGCGGGCAAACAAAAGAAGGGGCUGCGAGGGAUUUUUAGCAGUAUGCGUUGGCACAAGAGGGACAAGCGCGGCGGCGGCGGCGGCAAGGAUGGAGAGAAGGAGGCGGCGGCCGCGGCGUGCGCCCCGAGCCCCGGCGGCCUCCUCCUCCCCGGCUCGCUCACCGCCAGCCUGGAGUGCGUCAAGGAAGAAACGCCCCGGGCCUCCGGCCAGCCCGAGAGCCCCACCGGCCGGGAGACCCCGCCAGACCCCUCAGGUGAGCGCGGAGGGGGAGAGGAGGUGCCCACCCCCACCGUCACCAGCACCGAUCGCGGCCUGGGCCGUGAGGCCCAGAGCCCCCGGGGUCCGCACGACACGCACCCCCGGGCGGAGGACUCCACGGGGUACCCCCAUCCUCAUCACCCGCGCACCGAGAAGUCCUGGACACCCCCCGAUCCCGGAGCGGAUGAGGUCGGCUCGGCUCAGGAGGCUCCCAGCACAGGCUGUGGAGAUAUUAUUGCAGAUCAAGAAGAAGAGGCCGAUUCCAGCUGUGACAAGCACAUGCCGGGGUCAGGCCACCACGCCGCCGCCGCCGCCCUGCUCUCUAAAAAGAACCCCACCGUGAUUGCUUACCAAGGAGGAGGAGAAGAGAUGGCCAGCCCCGACGGGGCGGGUGACACUUACCUGCAGGAAUUCUGGGACAUGCUUUCCCAGACGGAGGACCCACCAGAAGCCAGGCCCCACGACAGAGUGGCGAAGGGAGCCAUGACCCAGGAAGCCAAGGCGAUCGUGCCAGAGACAGCCAAAGAUGCCAGGCGUGCGGAAGCCGCCAAGGACGCGUCCUCCGUCAAGCGCAGGAGACUCAACCGGAUUCCCGUGGAUCCCCAGGCCAAGGAGGACCCCAGGCACCCCGAGAAGGAGCCGCAAGAAGGGGUCCCCAACAGUGAUGAGGGCUACUGUGACUCCACCACUCCUGGUCCAGAGGAAGACCGAGUGAACAGCAGCAAAAAGGCGCGUGUGCCCCGGGACAGUGACAGCGGGGACGCCCUGUACGACCUCUACACGGAGCCCAACGGUAGCCCCGCCGCCCCUCCUGCCAGCGAGGAGAGCACCUGUUUGUCCCGGUUAAAGCCUGUGGUGCCGGGCACCAUCACCUGUCCAUUGCGAACACCGGGCAGUUUGCUGAAAGACUCCAAGAUCCCCAUUAGCGUCAAACAUCUCACCAACCUCCCAGCCAGCCAGCCUGUUGGACCCCAACCACCAUCCAGGAGCGACCUGCCCAGAACGAAAAUCCCAGUCUCUAAAGUGCUGGUCCGGAGGGUGAGCAACCGCGGCUUAGCUGGGACCACCGUGCGGGCAGCUGCGUGCCAUGACAGUGCCAAAAAGUUGUGAGAGCUCCGAGAUGGAGAUGAAAGGGUCCACGUGUCAGAGAGUGUGCAAUUCGUCCCUGGAAACUACGGAAGGAUGCUUUGCUUUCUCUAAAGAAAUUCAGAUAGGACUACUCUUGUUUCCCAGCCUGGGACCCUGGUGGUCUUUGGCAGGCUGGAAACAGG
This is a messenger RNA of Dipodomys spectabilis (banner-tailed kangaroo rat), 2171 nucleotides long. RefSeq names its product APC membrane recruitment protein 2 (gene Amer2). Gene Ontology annotation, molecular function: phosphatidylinositol-4,5-bisphosphate binding; beta-catenin binding. Gene Ontology annotation, biological process: regulation of canonical Wnt signaling pathway. The transcript has 3 exons. The coding region runs from base 1 to 2010 and encodes 669 amino acids. The record is from RefSeq and is a predicted model, not a curated record. Gene Ontology annotation, cellular component: plasma membrane. NCBI's taxonomy places the organism in Eukaryota, Metazoa, Chordata, Mammalia, Rodentia, Heteromyidae.